Propithecus coquereli (Coquerel's sifaka) is the source of this 1102-nucleotide messenger RNA. RefSeq names its product rabphilin 3A-like (without C2 domains) (gene RPH3AL). Gene Ontology annotation, biological process: intracellular protein transport. Lineage: Eukaryota; Metazoa; Chordata; Mammalia; Primates; Indriidae. Gene Ontology annotation, molecular function: small GTPase binding. The record is from RefSeq and is a predicted model, not a curated record.
GUGCGGGGCUCCGGCAGGGCCUUGUCCAGGUCGAAGCCCCUUGGUUCCCGAUGUGACUUCCGCCCUUGGUGGGGUGCUCUGAGCCAUGGCCGACACCAUCUUCGGCAGCGGGAAUGAUCAGUGGGUUUGCCCCAAUGAUCGGCAGCUGGCCCUGCGAGCCAAGCUGCAGACGGGCUGGUCCGUGCACACCUACCAGACAGAGAAGCAGAGGAGGAGCCAGUGCCUCCGCCCGGCGGAGGUGGAGGCCAUCCUGCAGGUCAUCCAGAGGGCGGAGCGGCUGGACAUCUUGGAGCAGCAGAGAAUUGGGCGGCUGGUGGAGCGGCUGGAGACCAUGAGGCGGAACGUGAUGGGGAACGGCCUCUCCCAGUGUCUGCUCUGCGGGGAGGUGCUGGGCUUCCUGGGCAGCUCGUCAGUGUUCUGCAAAGACUGCCGGAAGAAAGUCUGCACCAAAUGUGGGAUCGAGGCCUGCCCUGGCCAGAAGCGGCCCCUGUGGCUGUGUAAGAUCUGCAGCGAGCAGAGAGAGGUCUGGAAGAGGUCGGGGGCCUGGUUCUACAAAGGGCUCCCCAAGUAUAUCUUGCCCCUGAAGACCCCUGGCCGGGCCGAGGACCCGCACUUCCGCCCCCUGCCCGUGGAGCCGGCAGAGCAAGAGCCCAGAAGCACUGAGACCAGCCGUGUCUACACAUGGGCUCGAGGGAGAGUGGUUUCCAGCGACAGUGACAGUGACUCGGAUCUCAGCUCCUGCAGCCUGGAGGACAGACUCCCUCCCACUGGGGUCAGGGACCAGAAAGGUGACAGACCCUCAGGAGAGUCAGGCAGCAGUGUGGAGACCCCAAGGAUGGGGUUCAUCCGCCCACCCAGCCACCUCUCGGGGAGCCAGAGCAGCCUGGCCAGUGAGACUGGGACAGGCUCUACAGACCCACAGGGGGGCCCCCGCCCCGGGCCGACCCCAAGGGCCCUGGCAAAAGACACACCCGGACGAGCCCCCGCUGCUGACGUGUCUCCAGCAGGCCCCUACCCCGCGCUGCGCUGAGCCGUGUUUUGUGCCUGGAACAGACUUUUUGAUGCAAGAUUUCAAGAAAGCUGGAGCCAGACCCUGCCCGGU